Corythoichthys intestinalis (scribbled pipefish) is the source of this 2265-nucleotide messenger RNA. RefSeq names its product ataxin 10 (gene atxn10). Bases 435 to 1892 code for a protein of 485 amino acids. The record is from RefSeq and is a predicted model, not a curated record. Gene Ontology annotation, biological process: neuron projection development. The transcript has 11 exons. Lineage: Eukaryota; Metazoa; Chordata; Actinopteri; Syngnathiformes; Syngnathidae. Gene Ontology annotation, cellular component: cytosol.
GAUGAUAUUUCCUCUUCGGCAGCGCGUAUUUUGAAUAAAAAAGCCACACCGAACACUUGGAGAUUCUUAAAAUGUUUAAAACCGCGGUACAGGGACAGAAUUAUAGAUAGGAGCAAUGAAUUUUUUUGUUUCGUAGUUCGAAAACGGGGUUUUUAGCUUUUUGCUAAGCUAGCUAAACAGUCACACUCGACUUAAAACUUAACAAACAUACAAGUUUUGGAUUUAUGUGAAAUAUUAAAGUGGUGUGGAUGUAAUUUUCGCUUUAUUACGUCUAAUUAAAGCAAAGUUAAGUGACUAAAAGAGACAUUCGUUCCAUUUUUUUCCCCGUAGAAAUUGGCUUGAAAACACAAGCACAUGUUUUAACCCCGCCCACAUGUCUAAAUAAGCCAAUAAGAUUUGAGAAUUACUUCCCUAUUUUUCCCCGUGGUAAAAACAUGGCAGCUGCUACAAACCGUGAUGACAUUUCGUCUUCGGUUUCGCGUAUUUUGAAUGAAAAACGCCACCCCGAACACUUGGAGAUUCUUAAAACUUUUACAACCGCGUUACGGGACCAGAAUUACAGGGAUGUUGUGGACGUAGAAGCAUUUUCUACUCUUCUGAAGAUCUUCUCUGGAUUAAGCAGUGACCUCCAAACUUGCACCGAUCAGGACGUAAAAUCCGUCGCUUUGCAACUGCAAUUCGCUGCUGAGUGCUUCCGGGCUCUGAGAAACUCCUGUGUGCAAAGUUCUCGCAACCAGAGCCUUCUCCGGGAGCUUGGUUUUAUUGAUGUUUCCGUUCAGCUCUUGAGAUUCCUUCACGCAAAUCCAAAAAGUUGGGAAGGCGUUUUUGAGCGUAAGUCAUUAAAAGCGCUGCGUUGUGGGAUCCAGUUUCUUGGGAAUUUAUCCGUAGGGAACCAAAUAUGUAAAGAUGAAAUUUGGCGGCUAAGCUUUCCAGGGCUUCUCUUGCAACUUCUCAACGUUGACGACGAGAAGACUGUUAGCUACGCUUCCAUGGUGCUCCACACCUGCCUGGAUGACUCAAAGGUGGAAGAAAUGUCCGAGGUGCAGAACAUCCAACUAGCACGAAAGGUGGUGGAACUUUGCCGGACUCAACCCGAGCUGGAUUGGACGGUCCUUAUUGUGACUCAACAUUUUUUGAAGUCUUUAUCGUUGGUUGAAAACAUCUUCUCUGCAAUGUCUCCCUCUGAAAGACUUACCCUGUUAGAGUUGAUUUCUGCCCAGCUAUGUGGCGACGAAUCACUCGAUUGCGGCAUCCCUCCUGGCGUGGCUGGCUUGCUCGCUUCCUCCUUUCAGAAAGGAUGCGGAGCUGUCCUGAGCCUUGCUUCCAGCUCUGCCUCUAACGAUGAGCUCCUGCAGGAGGCACUGACAGUGAUCAGUUUACUCGAUUUACUGUGUGAAAUGACAUCACGCCAAGGACAGUUCAUGUUCCUGCAGGACCAUCCGGACCUUUUGACGACCACUGUAGAGCUCCUGAAGCAGGUUCACAUCAUCGGGAAGAGCAGUAAGAACAUCUUCAGCCCCGCUCAAAAUUUUGACGACGAGGAUAAGCAGUCGUCCAGCGGGUCUCCUGUUAUCAGCUUCAAAGCUCAUCUCAUCAGGCUCGUCGCAAAUUUGUGCUACAGCCACACAAAUAACCAGAACAAGGUGAGAGAACUGGAAGGCAUCCCCCUCAUUUUGGACAACUGCAGAAUCGACAGCAACAACCCAUUCAUCAGCCAGUGGUCUAUUUUAGCCAUUCGGAAUCUCUUUGAAAACAACACGAAGAACCAGGAGGUGCUAGCCACGUUUGAGCGCCGCGGCGAAGCUGACUAUUCUGCUCUCAAGGACUUGGGCUUCACCGUGGAAGAACGGGACGGCACAUUGUUGCUUAGAACCACCGGGAAGGAUAUGUGAGGUUCUUGAGCGUGGCCCACGAGUGGAAGACAGGUUUAAAAAUCAUGUCAAGAUGUAUCAUGUCAUAGGUUUUAGGGCCUCUUAAUGCUAAUAUCCAAAGAUUUUAAUAUACCGUAAUUUUCGGACGGUAAGCCUGCUACUUUUUCUCUUCAUUUUGUAUCCUGCGGCUAAAAGUCCAGUGCGGCUUAUUUGUUGAUUUAUUUGGGGUAAUAGGUAACACAUGCCUACUACCAUGCAUUGCAGUGCUACAGUGCUAAUUAUUUCUUGCAGCUGUCCUCACUGUAUUAUGGGAUAUUUACAUGAACAAUAUUAACCGAGAACACUUUAUUUGGCCGCGCCAUCAUAAGACUGUCAUCAGACGAAAUGAACCACC